CUUAAUAUGACUGAUCGUUAACACAUUCACUCAAGCUGCAUAAGCAGUGGAUCAUCUUAAGCUUGUUCAUGUUUAGAUGUUGUUUUAUUAAUUUUUAUCAUUUUUACAACUCAAGUGAUUCCAGUGAUUGAACAGUGUUCUUUCUUUUCGAGAAAUAAGUGUAUUGUGUGUUAAAAUGGCGCUGAAUUCGGCCUAUUUGUGUCUCUUUGGGAUCGUGUUUAUCGCCUUUGCCGUACAAAUGGUUGUAACCAUCAAAUGCUGGGAAUGUCGCUCAGAUUCCGACCCAAAAUGUGCCGAUCCCUUCGACAAUAGCACACUCUCGAUUACUGAUUGCGUACAGGUGGAAUCGAAAGAACAUUUACCUAAUGUGAGGGCUACAAUGUGUCGUAAAAUUAGACAGAAAGUUCAUGGUGAAUGGCGCUAUUUCCGCAGCUGUGCAUUCAUGGGGGAACCAGGUAUCGAGGGAGACGAGCGCUUCUGUCUGAUGCGAAGUGGAACCUAUAACAUCUUCAUGGAAUAUUGUACCUGCAAUAGUAAAGACGGAUGUAACAGUGGCUCCCAAUUUACCCCGAAACUUAUUACGGUGGGAUUGAUAACGAUGUUCAGCUUCGUCGUGUAUCGUAUCGUCUUCUAAAAUAAUUUUCCUCCUCAAGCACUCGGCAACUAUCCGGCGGGUUUUAGUAAUGUAGUCAGUGUUAACUGAACUAAUUCCAAUUGUGUACCUUUGCUGCUACGUUAAGAGUUUUACUUGAUCAUUUUGCGAUCAAAUGCCAUUGUCUUCGAUCGUUUUAGUUUGCUGGCGUUUGAGCCAGACUGCAUUAUUUUAAGCUACGAGUCCGUCCAAAUGUGCACUUAAUUACUUUCAGCUGUAGUUUGGAGCUGAGAAUAUUUUUUCAGGUUUAUUAGUUAUUGUACAUAUAGUAUAGUGCAUUUAUUGUAGGUCUAAAUGAAAUUAUUCCUCCGUCCAAGAGAACAAAUUUUAUAACUGAAGAGGCACUGAAAAAUCGUCUCUUUUAGCCUAUGUUUGAUUUUUAUUUAUUUGAUGGGUAAAAUAUUUCAAUGAUUUGGUGGUAUCAAUCCAACUAUCAAAGGGAUCAGACAAGUGGAAUGAGAGAGACAUAAGUUAAUUUUCAAGUUAUAACACAAGAUUAUAAAUAUAAAUUUGUUUUCAAAUCAAUAGAAUUAUUCACACUUCUGUUUACAUUAAAAUUGAUUAUCAAUGAUAAUAUAUGAUGUUUGACUGUAUCAUUUAAAAUAAAUAUAACUGACGAAUGCCGGUGUCUCAUAGUUUU
Toxorhynchites rutilus septentrionalis is the source of this 1292-nucleotide messenger RNA. RefSeq lists its product as uncharacterized. Bases 176 to 634 code for a protein of 152 amino acids. The transcript is spliced from 3 exons. The record is from RefSeq and is a predicted model, not a curated record. Gene Ontology annotation, biological process: positive regulation of voltage-gated potassium channel activity; regulation of synaptic transmission, cholinergic; sleep. NCBI's taxonomy places the organism in Eukaryota, Metazoa, Arthropoda, Insecta, Diptera, Culicidae.